AAGACAGAAAGUCCGUUGGAACCGUCUGCUGCUCCCUGGUCCCUGGAGAUGAGGCAAGAGGACUUGGGGACAGCUGAGGGGACACGGCCCAGAUGAUCUGGUCCUGGCAGAAGUGACUGGCAGGGACCAGGAUGCUGGAGGGUCAGCUCGAGGCCGGGGAGUCCAAGGAAGGCACCCACCCAGAGGACCGGUGCCCAGGAGCUGGGGCUGCCAUGGAGAAGACAGCUGCGGCAGCCGAGGUCCCCAGCGAGGACGGCAAUGGCGGGGAGAUGCCGUCAUUACAGCAGCAGAUCACCAGACUCCACCAAGAGCUCAGGAGACAGGAGUCGCUGUGGGCUGAUGUUCACAGAAAACUCCAGAGUCAUAUCAAUGCCUUGAGGAAGAAGAACCUGGAGCUCCGAGAAGAGCUGAGAAGUCUGCAGCGGCAGCAGUGGGAAGCCAGGAAGAAGCCUGCAGCGUCCCCACACGCAGGGCGAGAACCACACACUCUGGCAUUGCAACCUGCUUUUGGAAAAAUUUCACUUCUGUCAGCUGAUGAAGAGACAAUGCCCAAACACGCUGGCCGCAAGAGUCAGAGUGCCACUCUCCCGGGACAGAGAUCGUCACCUAACAACUUAGCUCCUCCAAAGGUGACCCUUCGUGCUUAUCGAAUUAACUCAGGGAAAACACCACCACAGGAAGAUAGAGAGAAAAGUCCUCCUGGGAGACAUCAGGACAGAAGUCCAGCACCCACUGGAAGGCCGACUCCCAGUGCAGAAAGACGGGGGGUGUCUGAAGACGGAAAGGUUAUGCAUCCAUCUUCCCGAAGUCCACAAAACUCCAGUGGCAGAAAAUCACCAGUGGAGGCUUCCCAGGCCGCCACGCUGCAGGAGCAGACGGCAGCAGCCGGAGGAGCUGAUGGAAGCUCAUCAGUCUUAGAGAGUUCUGAAGCUGGAUUUCUCAGCCACGUUCAACCUGACGAGUUGGCCUGUUCUUCCCCAAACAUUGCAGACUGCAGAAUCUUCCUGUAAACCCACCAUCUUCCCUGGAAAUAGCACAGCCCGUGGUCACUAAGAUGAAAAAGGAGGAAGUACAGGAAGAAAAACAACAUCCAAAUGCCAAGGCAGAUGACUGCCGGCGGUCCGAUCUCCCCAAGUGAGUUUCAAGGAGCUCUGCACGCCGCUCCCUCCAGACAGGCCAGGGGGCCCUGACCUGGGGGCCAGGCGUUUCUAGCAUUGCUGACUGCCAGUUUAUUUCCAGUAAAUAAAGCAAUAGACUUUUCAG
Messenger RNA from Nomascus leucogenys (northern white-cheeked gibbon), 1263 nucleotides. Its product is annotated as T-complex protein 10A homolog. The record is from RefSeq and is a predicted model, not a curated record. Gene Ontology annotation, biological process: cilium assembly; centriole elongation. Gene Ontology annotation, cellular component: centrosome; centriole; nucleus. The transcript is spliced from 8 exons. Gene Ontology annotation, molecular function: tubulin binding. Lineage: Eukaryota; Metazoa; Chordata; Mammalia; Primates; Hylobatidae. The coding region runs from base 132 to 1010 and encodes 292 amino acids.